AUGGACCGCGGCGGCCCCGCAGGCAGCCCCCUGAUCUCCAGCAGCGAGCUCGCGCCCCCGGUAGCCGCAGCCCGAGACUUGAGCCCCGGACGGACCGGGCCGGGACCCUCGGGCCCAGGCGGCGGCGCGCGCUCGGGAGGCGGGCGGCCGGCGGCCGCGAACGCGGCGCGGGAGCGCAGCCGCGUGCAGACUCUGCGGCACGCCUUCCUGGAGCUGCAGCGCACGCUGCCGUCGGUGCCGCCGGACACAAAGCUGUCCAAGCUGGACGUGUUGCUGCUGGCCACCACCUAUAUUGCGCACCUCACCCGCAGCCUGCAGGACGACGCGGCGCCGGCGGACCCAGGACUGGGCUCCCUUCGCGGGGAUGGUUACCUACACCCGGUCAAGAAAUGGCCCAUGCGAUCAAGAUUGUACAUUGGUGCUACUGGUCAGUUUCUGAAGCAUCCUGUCUCUGGAGAAAAAACAAAUCAUGACAAUAUUCCAACUGACUCUCAGCCUUAGGCUCUCCCCUGAUGAGAGCUGGUAGAAAGUGAUGUUGUUGUUUUUAACUGAUAUGAAAUAACUAUAUUUAUUACAUCAGACAUAACAAGCAUUAUUUCUGAAAGUUUUCACGUGAAUCCAUAGUUGCAUAUUCUAAUUUGUCUAAUCUAAGUAAAUGUGGAAUGAUAUCCUCAGUCGAAUGUAAAAAUACACAGCUUGUCCAUUCAGUGUGAGAGAGUCAUUACUAUAAAUUGCAGGAGAAACUAAUGGGAAAAAAAAAAUCCAUAGGACAACAAAGAAUUGUGUACAUAGCCAAAGAAUACAUAUGUUUUCUGUAGUGUAUCUAUCACAAGCUCAUCUAUACAGUCUUCCUGGUUUAAAAAAAUAAAAACUGGGUUUGUAAAACACCAGUAUUUCAUUUUUGUGAAAACCAGCCUGUGCUUAAAAUUGGUCUAAGAAGCCAUUCCAGCUGGAAGUGCUAGAUCAUUUACUCAGUUUUAGCUGAAUAUAUGUGAAGACUAUUGAGCUAUAUGGUGACACAGUAACUUCUAUAACUGUUUUUCCCUCUUAGAAAACUUGUUUGGAAUAUUAGAAAUGGUUUGCUUCCUAGGACAAGUCUUGGCCACCUUCCUAGAGGAUUAUUAAAUAUCUUACUAUGUUUCCAGAUUAUGGAAGGCACUGGGCCUCCCUGCAACCCUGUGUGAACAGCAGAUGGUUGUCGCUGGGUAACAGGGUUUGCCCCCCUUCCUGCCCCCAGUCACUCCAUAUCCACCCUACUCUCAGGUCCUGGACCAGGUAAACAGGUUUAGCUGUAGCCCCUAGAGAGAGUGGCAUGUUCAGGCCUGUUGGGGGCCUCCAGUGAACCCCUUGACCUUCACAGUCACAACUUUGGCCAGGUUCCUUCUCCCCUUGUCAGCUGCUGUUCAAAGUGAACCUACCCGACCCUUAUGGAACAGGAGAAGUCCUUUCUGACUUGGGACUUCUGGGGCUGAUCUGUACCUUGAAGAGGUCUAAGGACACAGAGUGACCAUCCUGAGAUACAGGAUGCUCCGAUUUGGACCCACAAGCAGGAAAAGCCCUCUGCUCUGGGUCUCUCCCACUGCCCUGCACACAAAGUACCCAGGGAGCAGCUCUUUUGCCUGCCUGAACCAGUGGUUUCUGGCAGGAGCUUGAUGGUCUUAGCUGGGAAGUGGAGAUAUUUAUCAGGGAACACAGCGAAUCUCAAAACAACAGAGUGUAGUAGAGACACUUGUUUAAAAAAAGUAUUAGUCUCUUUUGUCAUCUUUGCUGAUUUAGAUUCCCUUAUAUCUCCCUUUCUUAUUUUUCUCCUCACUCUUUACUAUUUCACUGUCCAGGUGUAUAAAGGUCAUUCAUUUCUUGAUAACCCGCAAUUUUAAAGUUGCUUGGUUUGGUCCAAGAUUAUUAAAUAGAAAUGUGUAUGAAUGGCCUUGGUUGAAUUAAUAUAGCAGCUGAACCACCAUUUCAUUUCCUCCUCCAUUUAACUCCAGCUUUUGGCAGUAAAAUGAAAUAAAAGACUAUUUGAAGGCAAAGUUUAUUUGAGGAUGAU
Messenger RNA from Capra hircus (goat), 2047 nucleotides. RefSeq names its product transcription factor 24 (gene TCF24). The transcript is spliced from 2 exons. The coding region runs from base 1 to 501 and encodes 166 amino acids. Gene Ontology annotation, biological process: developmental process; regulation of transcription by RNA polymerase II. NCBI's taxonomy places the organism in Eukaryota, Metazoa, Chordata, Mammalia, Artiodactyla, Bovidae. The record is from RefSeq and is a predicted model, not a curated record. Gene Ontology annotation, molecular function: RNA polymerase II transcription regulatory region sequence-specific DNA binding; protein dimerization activity; DNA-binding transcription factor activity, RNA polymerase II-specific.